AUAUUAACUACCGGAUCUAUAUAUAUUAACAUGAGUCUUCAGCUCUUCUGUCAGUCUAAUCUUUGAUGUGAAGGAGGAAGAAAAAACAAGGAGCAAUAUGGGAUUUAUUCAGAGCUCAUCCUGAGUUUUCUUCACUGUCAUUGUCAAUCAGUCAGGCUGAUGGACAGCCAGCAUCAGACGUCUUUUGUGGGGACAGGACUGCUGUCCAGGCUGUCAAACAUGAUGCACUUUGGAAAGAGCAGUGUUUGCCCUGCAGAGUCCAGCAGCCAGAGCACAGAGGAGAACACAAGGAGCAACAGGAGCAGUCAUGCACAGUGGCCCCUGGCUGCACAAAACAUGAACAACUGCAACAACAAUGAUGGAAAAAAAGAUGACAAGAAGGAUGAUAAAAAAGAUGACAAGAAAGACGACAAGAAAGAUGACAAAAAGGACCCUAAAAAGGAUGAGAAGAAAGAUGACAAAAAGGAUGAUAAAAAGGAGGAACCAAAAGAGGUGUGGAUCAUGGACCCUGCAACAGAUACGUAUUAUUACUGGCUGUGCACAAUAUCCAUACCGGUGUUCUACAACCUCAUGUUACUGGUGGCCAGGUCUUGUUUCAAUGAACUGCAAUAUAAAAAUUUAACCCUGUGGCUGGUUUUGGACUACACUUCAGAUGUCGUCUACUGCGUUGACACCUUUGUGAGAGCCAGGACGGGUUUUCUGGAACAAGGACUGCUUGUUAGGGAUGAAAAGAUCCUGAAAGAAAAGUACAUGAAGACACGGCAGUUCAGAUUAGACGUCAUAUCAAUAAUUCCCACUGAUAUUGUAUUCCUCAAAUUUGGAGUCAACAACCCAGAGUGGAGGUUCAACCGUCUCUUUAGGUUAGCCCGACUCUUCGAGUUCUUUGACCGGACAGAAACUCGAACCAAUUUUCCCAACAUCUUCCGAAUUGCUAAUCUUGUUCUUUAUAUCAUCAUCAUUAUCCACUGGAAUGCUUGCCUCUACUUUGCCAUCUCCAAGACGCUCGGCAUUGGCUCAGACACCUGGGUAUAUCCAGGUAUGAAGGAUCCUGAGUUUGCUCGCUUGGCCAGGCAGUACAUCUACUGCUUUUACUGGUCCACUCUUACCCUGACCACAAUUGGCGAGACACCACCCCCAGUCCGAGAUAUUGAAUACUUUUUUGUGGUAGCUGACUUUCUCACUGGGGUACUGAUCUUUGCUACGAUUGUAGGCAAUGUUGGUGCCAUGAUUUCCAACAUGAGUGCUGCACGUGUAGAGUUCCAGGCAAAGAUUGACUCUAUUAAGCAAUACAUGCAAUUUCGGAAGGUCACCAAAGACCUGGAGACAAGGGUGGUGAAAUGGUUUGACUACCUGUGGACAGAGGAGAAGACCUGUGAUGAGAAGCAGGUGCUAAAGAACCUGCCAGACAAGCUAAAGGCUGAGAUAGCUAUCAACGUACAUUUGGAGACGCUAAGAAAAGUGCGCAUCUUUCAAGACUGUGAGGCAGGUUUGCUAAUUGAGUUGGUCCUUAAGCUUCAGCCUCAAGUUUUCAGUCCUGGUGACUACAUCUGUAAGAAGGGUGACAUUGGCAGGGAAAUGUAUAUCAUUAAAGCAGGAAAGCUUGCAGUAGUAGCAGAUGAUGGUGUUACCCAGUUUGUGGUCCUUAGUGAUGGGGCAUACUUUGGAGAAAUCAGCAUCCUUGGUAUCAAGGGCAGCAAGGCAGGAAACCGAAGAACAGCCAACAUCCGAAGUGUGGGCUACUCUGAUCUGUUUGCCCUGUCCAAAGACGACCUAAUGGAGGCACUCACUGAGUAUCCUGAUGCGAAAUAUAUGUUGGAGGAGAAGGGAAGGGCCAUUCUCAUGAAAGAUAAUCUCAUAGAUGAGUCACUGGUUUCUGCUACUGAUGCCAAAGACUUGGAGGACAAAGUCAACAAGAUUGAAGCCAGUUUGGAAGUCAUGAUGGCCAAAUUUCGAAAGCUAUCAGACCAGUAUGAAUCCUCCCAGCGUAAACUAAAACAACGGCUCAGUAAUAUGUCGAACGAAGUCAGAACCCUCAGAGUAGACGAUGAGUAGAGCUUGGCACUACUACUGUCAGGCUUAGGCACUCCUCCAUUUCAGGACAUUCUUUGUGAGGUCAUCCCAAGGUACUAUAGCACUCUUUGGUCAUAUAAACAGCAGCUGGACAGUGGCUGUCUCCAUUCAUUAUUCCCAUAUCAGGUGAAAUAGUAUGCUUGCCUUGAAAGUUGGCCAUUGCCAUAAUCACAGAUAUGCUUAGAGUUUGGUACUUGAAGACUCUGAGUACCUGAGUAUUGGAAAACUAUAGAAUACAGAAUGCUUGGUCAGACCCAUGCUGUGUCUUAAUUUGAACACUUCUGUAAGCACACUUCUAUGUAGUACACUAUGCACACUACAUAACUACUUAAGCUCGCCGUUGUGAACUUACCAGAAAUGAUGAUCACAACAUUUAACCGCGUCACCUUCUAUGGCGAAUUGCAACCAGACGGAUCAUUAGCACCAAUACAGGCUUAUUUUUCACUGUAUUUCCCCAUAAUAUUAAUAAAAAAUUAACCUGCUUCUA
Molecule: messenger RNA, 2557 nt
Organism: Dicentrarchus labrax (European seabass)
Lineage: Eukaryota; Metazoa; Chordata; Actinopteri; Moronidae
Product: cyclic nucleotide-gated channel cone photoreceptor subunit alpha-like
Exons: 8
Coding region: 160-2052 (630 amino acids)
Biological process (GO): monoatomic cation transmembrane transport
Cellular component (GO): plasma membrane; intracellular cyclic nucleotide activated cation channel complex
Molecular function (GO): protein-containing complex binding; intracellularly cAMP-activated cation channel activity; intracellularly cGMP-activated cation channel activity
Source: RefSeq, a predicted model, not a curated record